This is a messenger RNA of Anopheles coustani, 5305 nucleotides long. It is a transcript of the gene brp, whose product is annotated as trichohyalin. The record is from RefSeq and is a predicted model, not a curated record. The transcript has 21 exons. Gene Ontology annotation, cellular component: cytoskeleton of presynaptic active zone. Bases 1 to 5265 code for a protein of 1754 amino acids. Gene Ontology annotation, biological process: neuromuscular synaptic transmission; maintenance of presynaptic active zone structure; regulation of synaptic plasticity. Gene Ontology annotation, molecular function: structural constituent of presynaptic active zone. NCBI's taxonomy places the organism in Eukaryota, Metazoa, Arthropoda, Insecta, Diptera, Culicidae.
AUGUCUCGCGAAGUCUACAGCACAGGUCAAACACUACCAAGCACUGGCAAUAGAAGCCCCGGUCGACCAUCGAGACGCUUAACUGAACUGCCGACCGUUGACAAGUCGCCUUCACGAGACUACGGAACCCGAGGAAGUCCUUUAGCCAUGGGGAGUCCAUACUAUCGGGACAUGGACGAGCCCAUAAGCCCUGCUGGCGGCCACCACCGCAGCAGGAGCGCCACCCGAGCUCCGACUCACUCCUUGGAGUAUCCUCGAACUCGCUACCAGUCGCUGGACAGAGGCCUAGUUGAUCCGCACGAUCGUGAGUUCAUCCCCAUCCGGGAGCCUCGUGAUCGAUCCCGGGAUCGGUCCUUGGAACGAGGUCUCUAUCUCGAGGAAGAGCUGUACGGUCGACCGCCUAGGCAAGCAACUCGUGAUUUGUUAACAGACUUUCCAUCUCACGCUGUAGCCAUGCCCGAGCGAGGCUACUUGGGCGAUUUGCAGGUGCAGAAUGGCGAGCUGCAGCGAGAACUGGGUAAUCUAAAGAAGGAACUCGAGCUGACCAAUCAAAAGCUAGGCAGCUCCAUGCACAGUAUCAAGACGUUCUGGUCUCCCGAGCUCAAAAAAGAGCGGGCACUCCGUAAGGAGGAAAGCGCCAAGUACAGCCUGAUCAACGACCAACUGAAGUUGCUGAACAGUGAAAACCAGAAACAAGCGAUGCUGGUCCGCCAACUCGAAGAAGAACUGCGGUUGCGGAUGCGAGCGCCGAACAUCGAAAUGCAGCAACAGAUGGAGGCCCUGUAUGCAGAAAAUGAGCAUCUUCAAAGGGAGAUCUCGAUACUGCGGGACACCAUUAAGGAACUGGAACUUCGGAUAGAAACCCAGAAGCAAACACUACAAGCUCGCGACGAAAGCAUAAAAAAGUUGCUAGAAAUGCUACAAAGCAAAGGAAUGGGCAAAGAGGAGGAGAGACAGAUGUUCCAACAGAUGCAAGCCUUGGCCCAGAAACAGCUUGAUGAUUUCCGUUUGGAAAUUACCCGCCGUGACCAGGAGAUUAUGGCCAUGGCAGCAAAGAUGAAAACCCUCGAGGAACAACAUCAGGAUUAUCAACGGCAUAUUGCCGUUCUUAAAGAGUCACUUUGCGCCAAAGAAGAACACUACAAUAUGUUGCAGUCGGAUGUGGAAGAACUACGGAACAGAUUGGAGGAAAAGAAUAGAAUGAUUGAAAAGAAGACCCAAGGCACCAUGCACACUGUCCAGGAAAAGAACCGUCUUCACACGGAGCUGGCUGAGCUGAAGGAGCAUAUGGACAUUAAAGACAGAAAAAUAAACGUUCUGCAAAGGAAGAUCGACAAUCUGGAGGAUCUCCUGAAGGAAAAGGACAACCAAGUUGACAUGGCACGGGCGCGGCUUAGCGCUAUGCAAGCCCACCAUUGCAGUUCUGAGGGUGCCCUGACAAGCCUGGAAGAAGCGAUUGGCGAUAAGGAGAAACAGAUGCAGCAACUGCGUGACCAACGCGACCGAGCAGAAGCGGAGAAGAAGGAAGAGCGAGAGUUGCACGAGCGGGAGCUGGCCGAAUUCAAAAUGAAGCUGCACUCACUAGAUAGCGAAGUGGAGAAACUUACUACCCGCCUACAUCGCGCGCUGGCAGAGAAGGACCGCUUGGAAGCUAAGCUGGAAAGCUCCCAGAGUGAGCUUGGCAAAUCGAAGGCGGAACUGGAUAAGGCUGCAACCGAUGUUGGCCGCAGCGGUGCCGACUGGGAGCAUGCGAAACAGCGAAUAUCUAGACUGGAGUUGGAAAACGAGAGACUUCGUAACGAGCUGGAGCGAUCACAGGUAGGUGAAAUGUGUAAUCUUGAUAAAACAACAUUUGGUAGAUCAACACUCACCACGUCCCAGGAACUAGAUCGUGCUCAGGAACGGGCGGAUAAAACUACCAACGAACUACGGCGUACACAGGCGGAGCUUCGAGUUACGCAAACCGACGCCGAACGAUCAAGAGCGGAGGCGGCCGCGUUGCAAGAGAAAUUAGAGAAGAGCCAAGGCGAAGUCUAUAGGCUCAAGGCUAAGCUUGAAAACGCACAAGGGGAACAGGAAAGCUUGAAACAGGAAAUGGAAAGAGGCCAGGCUGGCAUACAACGAAUUGUUAGUGAAAGAGAUAAGGCUUAUGGCGAACUGGAGAAGAUACGUGAGGAGCUCGAGCGGACCCAGGCAACCCUCGGCAAAUCUCAGCUGACGCAAGAAAAGUUACAGAACUCACUAGACAAGGCACAAAAUGAAAUUGAUCAUCUCCAGGAGAAGCUGGACAAGAGUGCCGGCGAAACGCGUCGGCUACAACUGGAGAAAGAAAAGAUCAACUACGAGUUUGAAAACAUUCAGUCGCAACUUGACAAAUCCUUGGGUCAGUCCUCACGCAUCCAGAAGGAGAAGGAAGCAGCCCAAAUGGAUCUCGAUCGCUACCGUGAUAAGGCGGACAAACUGCAAAACUCUGUCGCGCGGCUACAGAAGGAGCGCGACGUGCUGUGUGACGAACUCGAGAAGCUGAAGGAGAAGUCGGAAUCUGUCCAGAGUGCGGCUCUCAAGUACCAGCGCGAACGAGACGCUAUCCAGACGGAGCUUGAGGUAGUCAAAGAACGAUGGGAGAAAGCACACCAGAUCCAUCAAAAGUUGCAGAUGGAGCGGGACGAUGCGAUCACCGAGAUUGACAUACUGAAGGAAAAGCUGGACAAGGCGCUGUACGCGAGCCAGAAGGUGAUCGAUGAAAAGGAGACGUCCACAAAGGAAUUCGAGAAGAUGCUCGAGAAGUACGAUCGGGCUCAGAAUGAAAUAUACCGGCUACAGUCCCGUGUCGACACGGCCGAAGCAGACCGGAACCGGCUGGAGGUGGAAGCCGAAAGGUCCGCCCUAGCCGCCUCAAAGGCUCGCGAGGAUUUGCGAAAGCUGCAGGAGGAAACGACGCGCCUCCAGGAAGCGUGCGAUCGCGCCGCCAUGCAGCUCGGACGCUCCAAGGAGCUGGAGGAUAAGGCGAAGGAGGACGUUGACAUGAUCCGCGAGCGGUUAGACAAGUGCCAAACCGAUCUGCGACGGGCACAGUCGGAGCGAGAAAACCAGCAGACCGAAAUCGAGCGCCUCACCUACGAAUUGGACCGCUCACACAACCUCUACACCAAACAAACGGCCUCGCUCGACUCGGCCCAAGAGGAGGUGGCGCGCUACGGUCUCGAGAUCGAAAAAAUGCGAGAGCGGUACGAAAAAACGGCCGCCGAGUUGCGGCGGCUGCAGGAGAAUGAGUCGUUCUCACGUGAGGCGCGGCGCAUGAAAGACGAAAACGAGCGACUUCGCGAAAAGUACGACAAAGUGAUCGUGGAGCUCGAGAACUUCCGUGGCAAGUCGCAGUAUGAGCAGGAAACGUUCGACAAGAUGAAGGAGAAGUUUGAUGCCCGCGAAAACGAUUGUCAGACGAUGGAGCUGAAGCUCCACGAGACGAGUCUGCAGCUUGAUUUGGCCCGAGCCGAAGUGACCAAGCUGAUCGCCAACCAGGAGAAGCAACGGGCGGAUGCCGAACGGGCACACAUCGAGUACGAGAAGAUCCGCGACAAGCACGAGAAGCUCAUCAAGGAGGUGGAGCGAUUGCGCCAGAACCCGCAAUCGGCGAUCAGCCCGGGUGCACUGGCCGCCGCCAGCACCUUGAGCAUGACGGACAAGAACGAGCUCGAACGACUUCGCGAGCGUCUCGAGAAGGCCUUGCAGAGCCGCGAUGCCACCGAAAUGGAGGCCGGUCGUCUAGCCAAGGAACUAGAAAAGGCACAGCUGCACCUUACCAAACAACAGGAGGUGUACGAGGCAACGCGCAUCGAGUUUGAGCGCAUGUCCGCCGAGCUAACGCGAGUGCUGGAGCGGCUGGAAAAAUCCGAGGCCGAGAAGGAAACGCUGCGCCAGUCGACCAAAAUCUACGAAAAACACCACCAGCAGCACGCUAGCAAUCACCACGUCGAGCAGAGCUUAAUGAAGCUGGAGGCCGACAACAAACAGCUGAUGGCCGAGCGCGACCAGCUCGUUAUGCAGCUCGAGAAGAGUCAGGACAUGCUGAUGAGUUUCCAGCAGGAACUGAACGCCGCCGAGCUAGAGUUGCAGCGACAAUGCGAAGAGAACCGGCGCCUCAAGAACUCUCCACAGCAGCCGAAUGCCGUGCAAGGAUCGGCCCAGCAAUCGCAGGCCACAGCUCAGGAGCUACAGAACUACAAGAAGGAGGUGACAAAACUGAAACAGAUGCUCCAAGAAACUGGCGCUCGUGGGGAUAACGAGCUCGAACAGUGGAGAAAAGUGGUGGAGCAGGAGAAAAAUCGCGCAGACCAAGCUGAAAAGGCGGCCAUUGAGCUUCAGAAGCGAAUGCAGGUGAUGGAACAACAACUAAAACAACAGCUUCUACAAAUGACCAAUAUGCAGAAACAAAUGCAACAACAAUCAACACAACAACAGCAACAACAACAACAGCAGCAGCAAUCUCCUGCGAACAAAAAGGAGUUGGAAAAACUCCAGGAAGAUCUAAAAACGGCAGUAACACAGCGUGACCAAUUCCAGAAUCAGCUUGAGUUGUUGGUACAAGAACUCGAAAAGAGCCAGACCGAAGCUCAAGAAUCUACCAAGAAAGCUCAACAGCACCAGCAGCAAUUGGGCCAGCUGCAGCAGCAAAUUCAGCAAUUGCAGCAACAAUUACAGCAAGCCACCCAGGCUGCCAACCAGAAGGUGGCUCAGAAUGCCGGUGUCAGCGAAGCUGAGCGUAAGCAACUCGAAGCGCAAAUGAAACAAAUCGAAGAUGCGACCCGUCUGCUGGAGAGCGAAAGAAAAACAUUCGAGGAUCAGCGCAAGGUGAUCGAGAACAAGCGCAAAGAGCUGGAGGACAAGGAGAAAAAUCUUAUCGAGUUCGAUAAGCAGCUCAAGAAACGCAAGGAGCAAAUGGACCAACUAGAAAAAUCACUGCAAAAGGCUGGAGGAACUGCUGCUGCUGCAGGAGAAUUGAACAAACAGUUAACAGAAACACAACAGAUGCUUGACAAAGCAUCCAAGGAACUGGGCGAGGCCCGUGAAGAAGCCAAGCGUUCUGCAGCGGAAACCGAACGACUGCUGCAGUUGGUACAAAUGACGCAGGAGGAGCAGAACCAAAAGGAGAAAACAAUCAUGGAUUUGCAGCAAGCCUUAAAAAAUGCUCAAGCAAAACUAAAAACAGCACAAGCACAGCCACAGGAUGCGGGACCUGCUGGGUUCCUGAAGAGCUUCUUCUAAGAAGCCUCAAACAUGCAAUACACCCCGUACAGCAACAGUA